GAUGUGAAAUAUGUACUGAAGGGUCAGGCGAUAACCUUGGGACCUUCAAGUUAUCGACAGCCAACUAGAAUAUACUGGACACGUCAUGUCUACGACAUUGUAUCUUUUGAUGGCACCAUGGAGACUGUGGCCCCUACAUACGAGAACAGAAUCCUUCUGGACAGGAACUCUGCAGUACUCACCAUCAAACAGGCCACUUAUGAAGACAGUGGAAACUAUGACCAGGAAAUCACAGUCAACAAGAAGGUCUAUCACAAUGCGUAUAAAAUUGAGGUUAUAGACAAAGUAUCCAAACCCAACAUACGUUGUGAGAUGAUUGACACAUACCAGGCAACGCUCGUGUGCUCAACAGAGUCCAAACAUUCUCCUUUAUUAAAGUUUAAGUGGAGAUCAGGUGGAAAUGAGCAAAUUGGACCAAAUGUAACAAUAACUCUCAGAAAGGUUCCUAAUCAUCAAGUUUAUAUUUGUGAGGUCAGCAACCCUCUGACCAAUGAAAUGGCUACAUUCACUGCUAAGGACUGCUUAUCUGCCAAAUUAACUGUUGUUGAAAUUGUUGUCAUCAUCACUUCCAUUGUGCUUAUUGGUUUCUGCAUCUUUUUGGGAUUCUACAUAAAACGUCAAGAACGUGAAAGAGAGCAACAUAGAAGACAAGGUAAGAUCUGGUUGUAG
Messenger RNA from Nerophis lumbriciformis (worm pipefish), 669 nucleotides. The record is from RefSeq and is a predicted model, not a curated record. NCBI's taxonomy places the organism in Eukaryota, Metazoa, Chordata, Actinopteri, Syngnathiformes, Syngnathidae.